CCUCUGUGCGGACGUGGGGGCCUGUGCGGGAGCUGUGUGCGGGCAUGGCGAGCCCCGCGGCGGCGCCGGAACGCUGCUGUGAGGCCACGUUUCUUGCCCUCCCUCCCCGGGCCGUGAGGUGCUGAGGGACCAAGAUGGCGGCGCCCAGCGCCGAGGCGGCGGCGGCGGCGGGGGCCCGGGGCAGGCCGCCCGCGGUCACCCCGCAGCAGAUCCGCGACCUCAUCGGCGGUGGGAUCGCUGCGGAGGGCGCCGGCCCCGAAGGGAAGGACAUGUCCAACUGGUCAGAAUCAACUAAUGGAUCUUCUGAAAAGGAUGCUCUCUCCUUGGAAUCUGCCAGCAAGGAAGCCUACUUCAGCAGGGUGGAAACAUUCACCCCAUUGAAGUGGGCAGGCAAGCCUCACGAGCUGUCUCCCCUGGUUUGUGCCAGGUAUGGCUGGGUCAAUGUGGAAUGUGACAUGCUGAAGUGCUCCAGCUGCCAGGCCUUCCUCUGCAUGAGCCUGCAGCUUGCAUUUGACUUCAACAAGUAUAAGGAGCGCUGCGUGGAGCUGAAGAAGGCCUUGUGCACUGCUCAUGAGAAGUUCUGUUUCUGGCCAGACAGUCCCUGCCCAGACCGCUUUGCCAUGUUGCUGGUGGACGAGCCCAGAGCCCUUCUCCAGGACUUCCUGGAGCGCUUCCAGAGCCUGUGUCAGCUGGAGCUGCAGCUGCCCUCGCUCAGACCAGAAGACAUGAAGAAUAUGUCCCUGACAGAGGAGAGGAUCAGCCUGCUCCUCCAGCUGAUCGGGGAGGAACUGGAGCACAAAACAGAGGGAGAGAAACCACCAGUGAAGUUUGCUUCAGAAACCCUGCAAGUGCAGGUUCCUGCCUGCAUCCUGGCUCUGUGUGGCUGGACUUGCAGUGCUGGCUCUGGCUCAGUUCACCUCUCAGUGAUCUCCUGCUCCCGCUGCAUGAGGAAGGUGGGACUGUGGAGCUUUCACCAGCUGGAGUCUGCAGGGCUGGAGCUGGACUCGUGCAGCCCCAGCAGCACAGCCACUGAGCGCUUCCCGCUCCUGUCCACAUCUCCACGCAGGAUGCUCACACGGAGCCAGGACAUGCUCCCACCAGGCUCUGAACAGCAUGAGAAGAGCCCAUCCUCUGCAAUCUCUCGCCCACCACGGGGCUGGGACUCUCCUAUCCCCACGGACCGGAGUGAGUUGGAGGUGCCCAGUCCCACCCCAAGAAGCCGCCCCAUCACCCGCAGCAUGGGACAGGGGGAGAGCAUGGAGGUGCCAUCCAGUCCCCUCCGUAAAGCUAAGAGGACACGGCUCUGCUCUUCCAGCAGCUCAGACAUGUCUUUGAGGAGCUUCUUUGACCCCAGCUCUCAGCAUCGUGACUGGUGUCCCUGGGUGAAUGCAGUGGAUAGAGGGGAAGUCCUGGAGGAUACCACAAGCCCCAUGGAGAAGGAGCCUGUAAAGGCAGAGCCAGGCUGGCGAGUGGUGCUGAACAUGCUCCUUGCCACCAGGAAGUGUGACAGAGUGCCUGAGACAGAGCCUGUGAGCCUCUCGGAGAAGUCCUCCAAGGUAUUCCGCAUUUUCCGGCAGUGGGAGAGCAUGAAUUCCUCCUGAACAGGCCUCUGCCUUUGGGAACUGACAUGGAGCAUCACAUCAAACAGGCAGAGAUCUGCUUCAAGCUGCUCCCAUGGCAGCUCCGUGUCCUGGGGAAGGUGAUGCUGAGGAGCCUCCACACCAGAUGCAGCCCACAGCAGCUGCUGGGCCCCCUCCCUGCCUGCCUGCCUGCCUUGGAAGCCCCCUGCCUUCACAGACUGCUGCUGGAGCCCUGGGCUCUGAGGGCUUCCAUAGUCCCAGCCAGAGCCAGGAUGUGCUGUGGCCACAUGGGGUGAUCAAGGAGAUGUGUCACCUCCUGAGGGUGGUGGUCCUGUCCGGCUGUGACCUGCCACCAGCAGCACAGGGAGGUGAUGCCAGGUGGGAAUAAACAUUUCAGUUUUGUUUUUUCUUUA
Molecule: messenger RNA, 1993 nt
Organism: Neopsephotus bourkii (Bourke's parrot)
Lineage: Eukaryota; Metazoa; Chordata; Aves; Psittaciformes; Psittacidae
Gene: ZC3HC1
Product: zinc finger C3HC-type containing 1
Exons: 10
Coding region: 135-1601 (488 amino acids)
Cellular component (GO): nucleus
Molecular function (GO): zinc ion binding
Source: RefSeq, a predicted model, not a curated record